Molecule: messenger RNA, 2903 nt
Organism: Sturnus vulgaris (Common starling)
Lineage: Eukaryota; Metazoa; Chordata; Aves; Passeriformes; Sturnidae
Source: RefSeq, a predicted model, not a curated record
CCACAGGCACAGCUGAGAGUUUGUGUGUCAGGAGCACACGAGGCUCUGCACUUCGGGUCAGCUCGGAGCUUUCCUGGUGUCCCUGGGACAUCCCUGGCAGAGUUAUCCCAACACCCCCCCCCCCCCCCCGGAGAUGUGAUCGUGGUACAGCCCGGAGAAUUCCAGGUUAAAAAGCCGAGGGAUCCGUGUUUGCAGGAGCCACUUUGGAGUUGGAUGUGUCCUGAGCAGCGUGUGACCCCAGCCAGGCAAGGAAGAGGAGAUACAUCUCUAAUUCCAACCUGUGUCCAGAAGGAAGAGGAGAGGAACUGACACACAGGACCUUUCCAAACAGGCAAGUUCAGAUUCUCUCACCACUUCCUCUCUUGGGGCAGAGACCAGUGACUGGUAUCAGCUAUGGACUUUGAAGAGCCCUCAUAUUUUGUCCAAUGUUGAUGUUAUCUAGACAGGAAGAUGUCUCCAUCAGUGCAGCUCUUCCGAGAUCAGAAGUACCACGAGCUGAAGGGGCAGUGCCUCCAGCAGGGCCGGCUCUUUGAGGAUCCUGAGUUUCCAGCCUCGGAUGAAUCCCUUUACUACGACCCAGCAGCAAAAGGCAAAGUGGAAUGGAAGCGGCCCAAGGACCUCUGUGAAGACCCCCACCUGCUUGUGGAUGGAAUCAGCUCCCAUGACUUCCACCAGGGCAAGCUGGGGAACUGCUGGUUUGUGGCUGCGUGCUCCUGCCUGGCUCUGAGGAAAAGCCUCUGGCAGCAGGUGAUUCCAGACUGUAAGGAGCAGGAAUGGGACCCUAAAAGCCCAAGGAAAUACGCUGGGAUUUUCCGUUUCCGUUUCUGGCGCUUUGGGGAGUGGACAGAGGUGGUGGUUGAUGAUCUGCUGCCAACAGAGAACGGGGAGUUGAUCUACUGCCAUUCCAACGUGAGGAAUGAAUUCUGGAGUGCUUUGCUGGAGAAAGCUUAUGCUAAGCUGGCUGGAUCCUACCAAGCCCUGGAUGGAGGCUGUGCUGCAGAAGCCCUGGUGGACUUCACUGGAGCAGUGGCAGACUCCAUUAAUUUGGCAGAGGGCAAAUAUGGAGAGGUUAUUCCUGAGCAGAUGAAACUGUUUGAAGACUUGAUGAAAGUGCAUAAAAGAGGAGGGUUCAUCAGCUGCUCCAUUUCGGAGUCCUCUGGCCGUCCCAGUGAAGCAGAGACAGAGAUGGGGCUCAUUGUGGGCCAUGCCUACUCCGUGACUGCCAUCAGGAAACUGCGCCUCGGGGAGAGGCUCGUGUUCUCCUUCAAGGCACAAAAACUCUUCAUGAUCAGGCUGAGGAACCCCUGGGGGAAAAAAGAAUGGCAUGGUGCUUGGAGUGACAGUUCUGAAGAGUGGAAGAAAGUCAGCGAUUCUGAGCGCAAGAAUUUGGGGCUCACUGUUGAGAACGAUGGAGAGUUCUGGAUGACGUUUGAGGACUGGUGUAAGAAUUUCACGGAUGUGGACAUCUGCAGGACUGUGAACACCUCCUUCUUCAGCCUCCACAAGACUUGGGAGAAGAAAAUUAUGUAUGGUUCUUGGGCACAGCAUCCAGAGCCUCUGCUGAACAGAUCUGGGGGCUGCUUUGAUAACAGAGAGACCUUCCUGCAGAACCCCCAGUACCUCUUUGAUGUUAAGAAGGCCGAGGACAAAGUGUUGGUGUCAUUACAGCAGGAGGAUCGGCGCAAGUACAAGAAAGAAGGGAAAGGAGACAACAUCACCAUUGGCUUUGAAAUCCUCAAGGUGGAGGACAACAGGAGGUACAGGCUGCACAAGCUCACGGUGCAGGAGAGAGUGGCCACGUCUCCCUACUCCAACACACGCAGCGUGUUCCUGAGGAGCGUCCUCCAGCAAGGCCGCUACGUCCUCAUCCCAACCACCUACAUCCCAGGGGUCCCCACCAAAUUCAUCCUCAGGCUCUACACAGAUGUGCCCUCAAAACUCAGGGAGCUGAAGGCAGAUAGGCCUGAAAUGACGUGUUGGAGUCUUCUUUGUGGCUACCCACGCAGAGUCACCCAAAUCAAAGUCCACUCUGCAGAGGGUUUGCAGAAACAAGACAGAUCAGGAGGAGCAGAUCCCUACGUGCUCAUCAAGUGUGAGAACCAGAGCCGGCGCUCCCCAGUGCAGCACGACACCACCAGCCCCGUGUUCAACACCCAGGUGAUCUUCUACAAAAAGGACAUGGACAGUCCUGUCACCAUCCAGGUGUGGAACAGCAGCCUCCUGAGUGACCAGCUGCUGGGGCAGGCGGUGCUCGCAGCCUCCCCCGCUGAGCCCCGCGAGCAGCGGAGGCUGCGGCUGCGGGGCAGAGGCGGCGGGGAAGCAGCCGAGGUGCCGGGUCACAUCAGCGUCACGGUUCUCUCCAGCGACGACCUCGCCGAGCUUUGAGCGCCGCGGCCCCGCAGAGCCACACGGAGCUGUCACCUCGCGGCAGCCGCGCCGGGGACUCGGGAGCACAGGGUGCACAUCAGCAUAAUCGCUUCAAAGGGGAAAAAAAGCCCUCCAACUCUGUACAUUAUCAUUGGUAAUGGGCGGAGAGGCGCUGGGAGAGGGGGAAAUGCAUAUUUAUACAUAGCUAUGCUCGUGAUACAGCUCAUGCAGUGGGAAAGGGGCCAAAUGUAACGCUGGCAGGUAAGUUCAGGAGGAUGUAAGCAUCUUCCCAGCAGCAUCGUUGAGGAUGCAGGCAGGAAUGGCUGCAGCUCCAUCGGGCACCCACCAGCAGCUUGGGGACUGGCAAGUACAAGAGGGAUUCAUGGGGAUUUUUUUUUUUCUCCCCAUAAAAGGAUAUAAAUUUCUUGAUGAAUUUCACUACAGAUUAGGUGUUUCUACUCCUUGGUGAAAAUGUCACUACUCGAGGAGCUCAGUCAUAGCUCAUGACCUUAAGACCAGUUUUGCCAGGACAACAU